Messenger RNA from Schistosoma spindalis, 249 nucleotides. NCBI's taxonomy places the organism in Eukaryota, Metazoa, Platyhelminthes, Trematoda, Strigeidida, Schistosomatidae. The record is from the annotation of a GenBank genome assembly.
AUAAUACAACAGCAUUAUCCAAUAUAUCAUCGAAUGUAACAGCGAUUGCCAAUCCAAUAAAAUCACUUUCACUCCAUCUAUGUCCAUCUGCAAGAGCAGCUAACAAAUCUGGUAUUAAUUCAACUGGACUUCAAAACAAUAGUGAAAUUACUCAUCAUAUUCCUAUUGCUCAAUUAAUUCCACCAAGUCAUGAAUUAAAAUCCAUAUCUAUUAAUUUCGAUGCAAAAUGCCUAUCUAAAUUAAACCCAU